Nymphalis io (European peacock) is the source of this 1925-nucleotide messenger RNA. It is a transcript of the gene PICK1, whose product is annotated as PRKCA-binding protein. The record is from RefSeq and is a predicted model, not a curated record. Gene Ontology annotation, biological process: regulation of Arp2/3 complex-mediated actin nucleation; intracellular protein transport; positive regulation of receptor internalization. The transcript is spliced from 13 exons. Gene Ontology annotation, cellular component: postsynaptic early endosome; trans-Golgi network membrane; postsynaptic density. Gene Ontology annotation, molecular function: phospholipid binding; protein kinase C binding; protein domain specific binding. The coding region runs from base 74 to 1840 and encodes 588 amino acids. NCBI's taxonomy places the organism in Eukaryota, Metazoa, Arthropoda, Insecta, Lepidoptera, Nymphalidae.
AAAAAAAUCAAUAAUUUGAACAAUCAAGUCUGUUUUGUGUUUUUAGAAGAAUUUUCGUUUUAAAUUAAGAAAAAUGAUGCAGGAAUACGACGACGAUUUCUUCUUCGAAGAGGACAAAAUGAGCGUUUGUCAUCGGACACAAUAUUUAAAGGAACCAAAAUACUACACCAACGAUAUGUUUGAGGACAGAAUUAAAUCCAAACAUGGAAAUUUAAAAACGUCUCUUUCGUUAUCUGUUGACAGUGUAUUAUUAACAAUGGAAGAUACUAAAACAACAGGAUGCGAUGGAAAAUCAGAAGAACAAAUACAAGAUCAGGAUAACCCGGAUUGCAUUUUCAACGAUAUGCGUCAAGAGAGAUUUAUGAUUCAGCACCAGAACCUUAUGGGAAUGACGGUGACGUCAGGAAGUGUGGUUCUAAAUAAAGACGAGAAAAACCUCAUCGGUAUCAGUAUAGGUGGUGGAGCACCUUUAUGCCCUUGCUUAUAUAUUGUACAGAUAUUUGAUAACACACCCGCAGCUAAAGAUGGUAUACUACAGAGUGGUGAUGAACUUGUUGGCGUUAACGGUCAGAGCGUCAAGGGGAAGACUAAAGUCGAAGUCGCCAAAAUGAUACAAUCUGCCAAGGAAACUGUUACCAUAAACUAUAACAAACUCCACGCAGAUCCAAAACAAGGCAAAUCUCUGGAUAUUAUAAUGAAGAAGAUGAAGCAUAGACUUGUGGAGAAUAUGUCGACAGGCACAGCAGAUGCAUUAGGUCUAUCUAGGGCUAUACUCUGUAACGACACGCUGGUAGCGAAGCUGAAUGAAAUGAGAGAUACGGAGACAACGUAUAAGAGAUUGGUAGAACAUGCCAAAAGAAUGCUCAAAUCAUAUUUUGAUGUUCUGCAAACUUACAAAUCAUUGGGGGAUAUUUUUGCGACUAUCGGUGUCAGGGAACCUCAAGCCAGAGCCUCAGAAGCUUUUACCAAAUUUGGAUCCUACCACAGAUUACUCGAGAGAGACGGAAUCAAAAUGUUGAAGACCUUGAAGCCAAUCCUAGCAGAUAUGGGUACAUACUUGCACAAAGCUAUUCCUGAUACAAAGCUAACGAUACGCAAAUACGCAGACACGAAAUUCGAAUAUCUAUCAUAUUGCUUGAAAGUCAAAGAAAUGGACGACGAGGAAUAUGGAUACAACGCUAUACAGGAACCAUUGUAUAGGGUCGAAACCGGUAAUUACGAAUAUAGAUUGAUCCUCCGUUGCCGUCAAGAAGCUAGGAACAGGUUCGCAAGAUUAAGAUCAGAUGUUCUGGUUAAAUUAGAACUUCUAGACAACAAGAAGACUCAAGACGUAGCUUAUCAGCUGAGAAGAUUCAUUCAAGGAUUAGCAGUUUAUCUAAAUGAAACGGUUGAACAUUUGAAGGAGAAUUCUUCUUUAUUCCCUGUCGAAGUUGAUCUAUCACAGAACGCCUUCCAGUACAAAUCUACAGCACAGAUUAUACAAGACAGUCAAGAUGACGACGAAGAAAUUGAGUUCGGUAAGGAAAUACAAGAAUAUCACGAUGUAUCUGACGACGAAUCGAAAGAUAAUAAAGCGGCGAACCGUCGUCAGGAUCAAGACAAAGAUACAACCGACUCAUCUGAUCAAUUGCUUCCCGAUUUGACAGCUAGCCUUGACGUUGACAGCAACGUCAAAACUGACAGUGACAACUUAAAGUUAUUAACAGAGUUAGGGUUGGCGGACACUAAGACGGAUGAUUUUGGCGAUUUCCAAAACGGUCUCGACGAUUUUCUUAAAAAUAAAACCGAAACGGAAGACGUUUUUGAUAAGUUGUUAAAUGACUUAAACAUUGGUCAAUAAAUAUUGAAUUGGUAAAUAAAGUGACGUUUAUUAAUAAAAAUAUUAACGUCAUUUAUUUUUUUGGUAAAAUUCAAUCAAAGCUACU